CGCACUGUGACGUAAUCACACAGCGACCAUCGCUCCGCUGUAACACACGAGGAUGGUUUACUCUACUCUAAAAUAAAGUAUUCAGUGGUUAUUUAGUCAAAUAAAGUACGCGGAACUACUCGUCUAGCCCCGGAGAAGGAGUUGAAGCAGAGAUGUGUGACUUCUCGUCGCUGGGUUUGUCGGACUGGCUGGUUAAACAGUGUAAACAGAUGGGCAUCAACAAACCCACCGAGGUCCAGCAACACUGCAUGCCUCCUAUACUAGCAGGUCGGGACUGUAUGGGCUGUGCUAAGACCGGAAGUGGGAAGACAGCAGCUUUUGUGCUGCCGGUGGUGCAGAAACUGUCAGAGGACCCAUAUGGCAUCUUCUGCUUGGUGCUCACUCCUACCAGGGAGCUCGCCUAUCAGAUUGCAGAGCAGUUCCGAGUCCUGGGGAAGCCGCUGGGUCUGAAAGACUGCAUCAUCGUCGGUGGAAUAGACAUGGUGAGCCAGGCCCUAGAGCUGACCAACCAACCACAUGUGGUCGUAGCGACGCCAGGACGGCUGGCCGAUCACAUCCGCAGCUCCGACACCUUCAGCAUGAGCAAGAUCCAGUUUCUGAUUUUGGACGAGGCGGACCGGCUGUUGGAGCAGGGUUGUACCGACUUCACCAAAGACCUGGAGACGAUCAUGGGGACUUUACCGGCUAAACGGCAGACGCUGCUGUUCAGCGCCACGCUCACUGACACCCUGCACGAGCUGAAGAACAUCGCCAUGAACAAACCUUUCUUCUGGGAGAGCAAGUCAGAGACACGGACAGUUGAUGAGCUGGACCAGAGGUACAUCCUCACUCCAGAGAAGGUGAAGGACGCCUACCUGGUCCACCUGAUCCAGACGUUUACUGACGAGCAUGAUGACUGGUCCAUCAUGAUCUUCACCAACACCUGCAAGAGCUGCCAAGUCCUCACCAUGAUGCUGCGGGAAUUUAACUUUCACGCCAUCUCCCUGCACUCCAUGAUGAAACAGAAACAACGAUUUGCAAACCUCGCCAAGUUCAAGGCCAGCGUCUUCAAAAUCCUGAUUGCGACAGACGUGGCUUCCAGGGGUUUGGAUAUUCCAACUGUCCAGGUCGUCAUCAACCACAACACCCCCGGUCUUCCCAAGAUCUACAUCCACAGAGUCGGAAGAACAGCAAGAGCAGGGAGGAAUGGAGUGUCCAUCACACUGGUGACGCAGUACGACAUCCACCUGGUCCACGCCAUCGAGGGACAGACUCAGACAAAGCUGAAGGAAUAUCCUGUGGUGGAGAAAGAAGUCCUGAAGAUCCUCACUCAGGUCAACGUGACCAGACGGCAGUGUGAAAUAAAACUGGAGUCAACAGAUUUUGAUGAGAAAAAGGAGAUCAACAAGAGGAAACAGCUGAUCUUGGAGGGAAAGGAUCCAGACCUGGAGGCCAAGAGGAAGGCCGAGCUGGAGAAGAUCCGGAGCCACAAGAAGCAGUUUAAACAGAAGAUCCAGGAGAGCAUUGAGAAACAGAAACGUGGACAGCUGAAAAAGAAACUAAUGAAGAGAAAACAGAUGAAAAAGAAAAAGGCGGCGCAGGCAACAGCGUAAAAACUGCUGUGUCCCAUGUAUAUACCUAAAGUUUUAUUACUGUACAAUAUCUAAUAAUUUCAUGUGUGAACAUCUGCAAAUAAAUUUGAACUUGUGCCGAAUUUCAUACCAUCAAAACAACUGCUCAAAUCGACAGCCUUUAUUGAUUCAGUUAAACAAGGAACCACCAUGUUGUGAUGAAACUUCACUGCAAAGACGUUUCAAAUAGGUAUUUACAUCACACUGAGCUCUCAAUCUCUGCCUGUUGACAGAGAAUCAAGGGUUUGGAUGCAAAUGCUUAACAACUAAUUUACAACUGAAUCACUUUUUUAAUGAUCACUGCACAUGUUGCAAUUCAUUGUGGCUCAGGAGAUGGAAAAAAAACACCAAAGCAAUAAUAUUACGGCAGCAGGUUCUUAAAGCUAUAACAUAUUAGGAACGGGCUGAUAUGUGAAGCUAAUUCAUUGCACAAAAGAGUGAUUCGCACAAUGUCAACAAAAACAGAACUACUUCUAAGUCAAUUAAACGUGGAAACAUCUAGUUGCAACAUGAUUGUCACAUGUCUGCUGAAAUGAGAAGCAGGUGAGAAACAACAGUGGAGUACAUUCUUACUGUGUUCAGAAAGCGUCUUUUCUGGAAGAGUUAAAAAAAACUACAAUCCCUCGGAGAGUUUGAGGAGAAGAUACAAAACUUAUGAAGAAAGGAAACGGCGUCCGCCUCAUUCCUGUUGUCAGCAAGUUGCUACAAAAAGGGAUUUUUUUUUAGUAAAACUACACAAAAUGGCUAAAUAACACCCAACUGAACAAAACAUGACGCACAAAGCAGCGAAUCCUCUGACAAAAGCAAAGUUUGGAUCAACUUAAGGGUUCACACAGUUCUCCAGGAAAAGGGUUCAGGAUCCACGUAAAUCUCAAGAGGAACUCUACAAGGAAUACAUAAUGCAG
This is a messenger RNA of Sebastes umbrosus (honeycomb rockfish), 2515 nucleotides long. It is a transcript of the gene ddx49, whose product is annotated as DEAD (Asp-Glu-Ala-Asp) box polypeptide 49. The transcript has 13 exons. Bases 153 to 1592 code for a protein of 479 amino acids. NCBI's taxonomy places the organism in Eukaryota, Metazoa, Chordata, Actinopteri, Perciformes, Sebastidae. The record is from RefSeq and is a predicted model, not a curated record. Gene Ontology annotation, molecular function: nucleic acid binding; RNA helicase activity; ATP binding.